UAUCAUAAGUUACCAAUUUUAUGUUUCUAUUUUCAGAACUCGCAGUGUUUCAUCAUUAAGUGUCCCCAUGCCUGAAGAGUUCAAGGCUGAGCCGGAAGCAAAAAUUGAAGAAAGCUUUACGAUUCAUCUGGGUGCACAACAGAAAACCAUGCACAAUUUGAGACUGAUCUGCGGUGAUGUACUGGACAUGUGCAGACACAAAACACCUCCAGGAGGAUCAGUGUUUUCACAGCCUCACAGGAUACAGACUGCAUUAUCACUCUACUCUGAGACACUAGCGGGUCUUGUUCUACUUGUGGACAAUAGACUGGACAGCUAUACUGGUAUUAUGAAAGAUUUUGCAGCCAUUUGUCAACAAUCAACAGAGUUCCACUUCCCAGAUCUUGACAAACAGUUGUGCCUGAUACAACAGAGCGUGGAACACAGAAAAAGAACCAAGUCUUCUACUAGUGUCACUGCACGUGUUCAAAGACCAACAGAGGAAGACGCCCUAAAGGUGCCAACGCUGAAUGCAGGGGAUUUCUACAUAACACAUCACUCUAAUUUAGCCGAAGCCCAAGUGGUGUUUCACUUGAUAGUAGACGACACCGUCAAGUCAGCGUCGUUAAACAGUCGCAACCCGUCCAUAGUCGGGUUAAGACACGUGUUACAUACCGCAGUGCGGUAUAAUAUCACUACCCUUACUAUACCGUUGUUAUUGUUCCAUGAGAUGACUGACGAGAUGACGGUCAAUUGGUGUGUUAAACGAGCAGAAUUGGUGCUGAAAUGCGUUAAAGGAUUCAUGAUGGAGUGUGCUUCUUGGAGCGGCGUGGAGUCGUUGAACGUCCAAUUCAUGAUCCCUAAAGGAAUCUCAUUAGACAUGUUUAACACCAUCUCCAACAUGCUGCCCAAUAUCUUUAGGAUCUCAACUCCCCUAGAUCUCACAUCAACUUCUAAUCGAUAAGAGAUCUUAGUUACAGUUAUGUUUAAUGAUAUCACUAUGGUUACUGGGUGGAGGCAAAAGCAAGAGGUACCAAGGAGGUCUGCGACCUCAACCUCUAUAAACCUCACAUCCACUUGUAAGUAGACAGACUGCAAAAAUUAUUUUAGAGUUUCUGGGAAAAAAUGGAUAUUUUAUCGAUGAAUUCGCAAAUUCGAUAUUAGUACAUAAAAAUGGUAUUCUAAGUUGGUCUGCAAACAUUUCUAUCACCUGACAACCUUCGUAUCAUUGUACAUUCCGUUUAUACUAUAUAUACACGGCUUGAGCUAAUCGUAAUGUUCACGUCGCAUCUAGUAAAUGCUCUUGUUGGAA
This is a messenger RNA of Actinia tenebrosa (Australian red waratah sea anemone), 1291 nucleotides long. RefSeq names its product FERRY endosomal RAB5 effector complex subunit 3-like. Lineage: Eukaryota; Metazoa; Cnidaria; Anthozoa; Actiniaria; Actiniidae. The record is from RefSeq and is a predicted model, not a curated record. Gene Ontology annotation, cellular component: cytoplasm.